AUGGAGAAACUGGUGUUAGCAUUAAUUCACGCAUCAAGACGACUGCGCAGGUACUUCGCCAAUCACGCCGUUCAUGUUUUAACAAAUUACAACAUUGGAAACAUUCUCGCAAGGCCCGAGAUAUCUGGAAGACUAGCAAAAUGGGCUAUAGAAUUGGGGGUUCACAAUGUGGUCUUUAGACCAAGGCCAGCAAUUAAAGGCCAAGUGUUAGCUGAUUUCAUGACCGAAGUGCCUGAUGAUAAAGACAGAGAAUGCAAGGCAAUGGAAAGAGCUGAAAGGCAACGGUCGGAAGAACCAUGGCUACUGUACACAGAUGGCGCGUCUAACGAAGAUGGUGCAGGCGCAGGACUAAGGCUGGUAAGUCCAAAGAAACACGAAUUCACGUAUGCCAUCCGAUUAGACUUCAAGAGCACGAAUAAUGAAGCCGACUAUGAAGCCUUUCUUGCUGGUUUGAGGUUAGCAAUCAAGAUGGGAGUCAAACACAUCGAGGCGCGUGUGGACCCCAUGCUAGUAGCGGGGCAAAUCAAUGGCCAGUAUGACACCAAAGGAGAUGUGAUGGCGCUCUACUUGGACCAAGCAAAAACAUUGCUACAAAACUUCAAUUCCUACAAGGUGCACCAUAUCAACCGAAGCGAGAAUAAACCAGCCGACGCAUUAAGUAAACUCGCAUCCACCAGUUUCCAGCACCUAGCCAAGGAUGUGCGCAUUGAAGUCCUGAGCAAUCCAUCGGUACCGCUAAGGCAAGUGAGCGUUAUUCAAUUAGGAACGACGUCUUGGAUGACUCCGAUAAUUAUGUAUCUCCAGUCUGGAAUACUACUGGAAAACAAAGCCGAAGCAAGGAAGGUGCAGUACAAGUCCGAGCACUACCAGAUGGUUGAUGGAAUUUUGUACCAAAAAUCUUACCUAGGACCGUUAUUAAGAUGCGUCGAUCUAGAAGAUGCAAACUACCUGAUCCGCGAAGUACACGAGGGCAUCUGCGGCAUUCAUGCCGGACCAAGAAUGGUAGUAGCCAAAGUUAUGAACGCUGGAUAUUACUGGCCCGGAAUGCAUCUAGAUGUGGUAAAGGUUUUGAGGAAAUGUAGCAGCUAUCAGAGACACGCCCUGAAAACGAUGCGCCCCAAAAAUGAACUAGUCCCUGUAACAACGGCAUGGCCGUUUCAGCAAUGGGGGAUAGAUAUAGUUGGUCCUUUUCUAGAAGCCCCGGGCGCAGUGAAAUUCAUCAUAGUCGCAGUCGACUAUUUCACAAAAUGGGUGGAAGCAAAGGCACUCGCGUCAACCACAUCCACCGUAGUGCGAAGGUUCAUUUGGGAGCAAAUCAUCUGCCGAUUCGGGCUGCCUCUUAGAAUCAUCACCGACAAAGGGACAAAUUUUGCUGCUGAUAAUCUCCAAAACUGGUUCAAGGAGCUACACGUAGAGCAUACCUUUUCCUCGGUUGCGCACCCACAAGGAAACGAUGAAGUUGAAGCUGUAAACAAGAGCAUAGUUGACGGUAUCAAGGCCCGGUUGGGAGCGCAACGAAGAGGUUGGGUCGACGAGCCACGCAGCAUACUAUGGGCCCAUAGGACGAUGCCAAAGACAAGUAACGGAGAAACACCGUUCAGUCUGGUCUAUGGGUCCGAAGCUGUGAUACCAGCAGAGAUUGGCCUGCCAUCCCCAAGAAUGCUCUCCAUGAAUAUGAUCAACAACAAAGAAGAAAGAAGGUUGGAUCUAGACCUUCUAGAAGAAGGGAAAUGGCGGCAAUCAAUGAGGCGAAGUACAAGACCAAGUUGGAAAAGUAUUACAACAGCAAGGUCCGAAUUUGCACGUUCAACCCCGGUGACUACGUCCUAA
Messenger RNA from Helianthus annuus (common sunflower), 1830 nucleotides. RefSeq lists its product as uncharacterized. The coding region runs from base 1 to 1830 and encodes 609 amino acids. Gene Ontology annotation, biological process: DNA integration. Gene Ontology annotation, molecular function: RNA-DNA hybrid ribonuclease activity; nucleic acid binding. The record is from RefSeq and is a predicted model, not a curated record. The transcript has a single exon. Lineage: Eukaryota; Viridiplantae; Streptophyta; Magnoliopsida; Asterales; Asteraceae.